Messenger RNA from Anolis carolinensis (green anole), 3077 nucleotides. It is a transcript of the gene ncoa4, whose product is annotated as nuclear receptor coactivator 4. Gene Ontology annotation, biological process: response to hormone; intracellular iron ion homeostasis. The transcript has 10 exons. The record is from RefSeq and is a predicted model, not a curated record. The coding region runs from base 166 to 1956 and encodes 596 amino acids. Gene Ontology annotation, molecular function: transcription coactivator activity. NCBI's taxonomy places the organism in Eukaryota, Metazoa, Chordata, Lepidosauria, Squamata, Anolidae.
CUCAGCUGUGGCGGCUGGGGCCACGUGGUCUGGGCGGGGCGGGCCAAAUGCACGCUUAAAGCGGCCUGUUCCUGCCGAUAGUGUAUCUCCAUCGGCAGAAGAGAAGGAAGAGAAGGAGGUCUAAAAGCUCGUCCUUCCUGGAAGGCAAGCGGAGAAUUGUAAAGAAUGAGACCACUCCAGGAGAGAAGUGAAAGCUCUUUGAGCAAAGAGCCUCUUGACAAGUGUCUUCGAGCGAAGAAGGACUUGGAGACUGCAAUUGCUGGAAUAGUCAAGGCUGAACAGCAAGUUAAAGACAACUGGAGAGAGGUAAAAGCCCAGAUUCACAGCUGUAUAAGCCGCCACCUGGAAUGUUUGCGCAGCCGAGAAGUGUGGCUACUGGAACAGGUGGAUCUCAUCCAGCAGCUGAAGGAGGAAGCCUUGCAGCAGCAAGCACAGCAACUCUUUUGGUUGUUGGGACAAUUUAAUUGCCUCAUCCACCAGUUGGAGCAGCCUCACAGCAAUGACCUUGCCAACCAGAUUUCAGUGUGCUUGGAAAGAUUAGGCAAUUUAGCUCUAAAUCCAGAAGAAACUUCCAUCCUAAAUUUUGAAGCUGACGUGCCAUUUCUUCGCCAGGCCAUCACAACAUUUGGUACAAUCACCACCAUGCAAACCUCCGACAAAGAAGACAGUGCUCCUUGGAUUUCUGUACAAAAUUGUCCUGUAACAGCCAAACCUGAACAGAAACCUUUGUCUGGUUCAUUGGGUUGUCCACUCUCUGACUGGCUUCUUGGAAACAAACCUGCAGCUAGUGCCUCCUCUGCUCCGUAUGUUCCUAGCAACAACUAUGAGGAUUGGCUGUUGAAACCACAUGUGCCAGAGACCAGUCAGGAUUUUAAGUCCUCCAAGGUGUGUUACUUGGAAGAAGCAUGGGGAAAUCUGAAAAACCUGGAGAACUGGCUUUUGCAAACCCACCAGCAAGAUGUUCCUGAAUACAUGGAUUUCCGCCUGCGUAAAUGUUCUACCUCUACUAUUGGCUCCACCUUUUCUAUUGAAAAAAUAGAUGAGCUGGAAAUCUUAGAGCAAGAAGAGAGUGAUCUUUCUGACUGGCUACUUACUCCUCCUGAACCAGAAAACAAGAAUGCUCCAGUGGAGAAGUGGAAGCAUGUGCUUAAGCCUUUUCGGGAAGAGUAUAGUCUGAAUGACUGGCUCUCCAAAGCAGAUUCCUGCAGCAAUUGUUGUGGCAACCAGGCCAAGGGCAUGGAGAUAGAAAACCUUGGCAAUCUUAAGUGCCUUAGUGAGCACCUUGAGGGGAAGAAGUCAACUGCCAAUGAUGCCUGGCUUUUGCAGCCUUUUAAAGUAGAAGAUGUAUGUCGAGCGAAUGAGUUGUGCUCCAGCUUUUCAGAAUGCGUGUGUGACGACCAAUGCGAGAAGGAAGCUCUCUGCAAGUGGCUCCUUAGGAAAGAAGGCAAGGAUAAAAAUGGCAUGCCGGUGGGACAGACACCCAGUCAAGUCACUGAGCCCGAGAUACUGAAACCUGCAGGGAACAACACCUGGCUCCCUCUGUCUCAGCAGUCAGUGGAAGAAGCAGCUUUCCUUGCCGCACAACAACAGCACAACUGUGCCAUUCUAGAACCACUGAAAGAAUUGCUCGAAACUCCUCUGUCGGCCUGGUUGGCCAGAUCGGAAAUCGCAGCAUCGAGUAUAGAAGAGAAGGCGAGCAGAGAGAAAGCGGAAAUGAGCUGUAAGAGUUCCCUUCUGGAAUUCCUUGAGCCAUUCCACCUCCCUUUCAAUGCAAACAGCUGGGUGUUGUCUUCCAAGAGCACAGAAACUUCCAACCAGCCUCCACUAGAAGACAAAUGGUUGCUACGCAAAAAGGCACACGAUUGUGGUCUUCCUACCGUUUGUGAUCUAUUUACUUGUAUGAAGUUAAAUGGAGAUAGAGAAAAAUGGCUAUAUCGGACUCCCUUGCAGUUGUGAAAAGUCUGAACCAUCUGAAAGAACAACACCUUCCUGCUGACCAUCGCACAUUUCUUCUGAGUGAUUUUUAGUGUACUGCAUUUCUAGUUUGUGUCUGACAUCUGCCUCUUCCAGACUUGGACAUUAAGUUACAUGUGGUUGACUGAUGACUUGCACAUAUGGAAGCAACAGUUCCCUUGUGUCCCAUGGAUGGCUAUGGUGUGAAGAUCUUUUCCUCAAAGCCCUUGCAAACCAGAGCUUGGAGUCAUUUUCCUGACCAUGCUGAAAGUUCAAUGACUAUUGGCCUCAAAGGACUGCAGGGAGCCGUUUUAGUGAAGAUCUGCUCUCUUCUCUUCUCACAAACAGCUUCUGGUUGUUAAAGUAUUACAGUGGCACUUAAAACCAUGCUUAAUUACAAAUUUUAUGCAAACUAGGUGCUCCAGAACGGUGUACAGUACAGUUAGAGGCUAAAGGCUGUAUUUUUCUAGCUAAAAUGGGGUCAUGCCAAAUCAAUCACCAAAGGCUGCCAGUAACUGAUGUCAUGAGAUAAAUGAGAGAAGUGGGCUUAAAUUCACCAGAGUGGAUGAACAUUGGUUUAAAGUACAUUGCCAAGUGCAGUGUUUUUUUAAUGAAUAGUAACAUUUAACUUCUAUUUCUUUUAACUUUAUAAGAAUUAUGGUAACUUUUGUCAUGUUUAAAUUAAGUAGCUUUAAGCGUUCAGCAUAAAGCAAAUGUGGCUUUAAUGUUGAGCCUUAAUACCACUUGCGCCCGGUAACCAUAUGGUACAGGGGCAGUCCUGAUAAGCUCUGAUCUUUCGUAAAAAAUCUUGUUUGAAAGUGCUCUUUACCUAGUACAAAUACACUUUGAUCUAAAAGUUUCACAAACAUAGGCCUUCAGCAGCAAAAGGGUGUUGUCACUGUCCAUCUGUCUUUCAUGAAUGCAUUCCUAAUUGGAGAAAUAGUUUGAGCCAUUUAUUGAGAUAUUAAGCUUUGAAUGAUUAAUAUGGUUCAAUUAGUAAAGAAUAUCAAGGUGCAUGUUGCUUCCCAAAAUCAAACUGAUGGUGGUAUAGCAAACCCUUGCUGUUUGUCAUAACCCAUAUUUGUUGGUGUAAAUUGAAUUUCUCAAUUAAACCAUUGCUGUGA